CCCUUUUAAUAAAUGCAAACUACACUUACAAAACUGAACUAACUAAAUAAACUUGUAAAAACAAUUAUUUCUAAAUAAUGACUAAAAGCAAUUAUUAUUUAGAUUCUAAUUGAUUCUUAGCUUAAAGUUCUUCUUUGUUCUAAUUACUUAAAAAAAUAAUAAUUCUUAGUGAUAUCGAUUUUACAGCUUCCAUUCUCUUCACGAUCUCUCAUAAAUCGUUAUCAGCUAUUGAAGCUUUGAUUUGAUGGCGGAUCUCAAAGAGCGUCUGCUCCCACCAAAACCUGCAUCAGCUAUAAAUCUUAGAGAUGCAUCUUAUAGAGCAUCAGCAUCUGGACGUCAACCUUUUCAAGGGAUAGAUGUUUUGGGAUUGAAGAAGCGUGGCCAAGGAUUGCGGUCUUGGAUUCGCGUUGAUUUAUCUGGAAAUUCACAGGUCAUUGAAGUUGACAAGUUCACUAUGAUGCGUCGUUGUGAUCUACCUGCUCGUGAUCUUCGGUUGCUUGAUCCUCUGUUUGUUUACCCCUCAACAAUUCUUGGUAGAGAGAAGGCUAUAGUUGUAAAUUUGGAGCAGAUUCGGUGCAUUAUUACAGCUGAUGAGGUUCUGCUCCUAAAUUCUCUUGAUAGCUAUGUGUUGCAGUAUGUGGUGGAGCUACAACGACGGUUGACAGCACCUGGAGUAGGUGAGGUUUGGCAGUCAGAAGGUCCUGAGUUGAAUAGAAGGAGAAGCAGGAAUUUUGACAGGAAUUUCGACAAUGUAUUUGGGAACCCAUCCCCUGAUUAUUUGCCCUUUGAGUUUAGGGCUCUUGAAGUUGCUUUGGAAGCUGCCUGUACAUUCCUUGAUUCUCAGGCAGCAGAACUAGAGAUUGAAGCAUACCCAUUGUUAGAUGAACUGACAUCAAAGAUUAGUACAUUAAACUUGGAACGUGUGCGGCGAUUGAAAAGCAGACUUGUUGCCUUGACCCGGAGAGUUCAGAAGGUCAGGGAUGAGAUAGAGCAGCUAAUGGACGAUGAUGGAGAUAUGGCUGAAAUGUAUCUCACUGAAAAGAAAGGGCGCAUGGAAUCAUCAUUCUAUGGAGAUCAGUCUUUAAUGGGAUUCAGAUCAAAUGAUGGUGGGAUAUCUCUUUCUGCCCCAGUUUCUCCUGUUUCCUCACCACCUGAUUCCCGGAGGCUUGAGAAAAGCCUGAGUAUUGCAAGGAGUCGGCAUGAGAGCAUGAAGAGUUCAGAAAGUGCUACAGAGAGUAUAGAGCAGUUGGAGAUGUUGCUGGAAGCAUAUUUUGUUGUCAUAGACAGCACCCUGAACAAGCUGACAUCGUUGAAGGAGUACAUUGAUGACACAGAGGACUUCAUCAACAUUCAGCUGGAUAAUGUCCGAAAUCAACUUAUCCAAUUUGAGCUUCUACUCACAACAGCAACAUUUGUUGUUGCCAUCUUUGGGGUGGUAGCAGGUAUCUUUGGCAUGAACUUUGCUAUACCAAUGUUCGAUGACCCAAGAGCAUUUAAGUGGGUCCUCAUUAUUACUGGAGUGGCCGGAAUCACCAUAUUUUGCGCAUUUGUAUGGUUCUUCAAGUACAGAAGACUUAUGCCAUUGUAGAUAAUACUAGGAAUUGGCAAAUUAGACGUGAAGAUUAUUAUACACAUUCAAUUGCUGCUUUUUUUAUUGCUUCUGUAGUCUGUAUAUGAAAUUUUAAAAAAUCUAUUGGAAGAUGGCUCAUCACCAGGGCAAUUCUUUAA
Molecule: messenger RNA, 1728 nt
Organism: Ricinus communis (castor bean)
Lineage: Eukaryota; Viridiplantae; Streptophyta; Magnoliopsida; Malpighiales; Euphorbiaceae
Product: magnesium transporter MRS2-1
Exons: 6
Coding region: 245-1588 (447 amino acids)
Biological process (GO): magnesium ion transport; transmembrane transport
Cellular component (GO): membrane
Molecular function (GO): magnesium ion transmembrane transporter activity
Source: RefSeq, a predicted model, not a curated record